AUGUUACCAGGUGGUGUUAUUCUAGUUUUCAUCUUAGUCGGUUUGGCUAUUAUCGCCAUUUUAAGUACUAUCAUCUACAGAAAGUGGCAAGCUAGACAAAAGGGUUUGCAAAGAUUCUAA
Molecule: messenger RNA, 120 nt
Organism: Naumovozyma castellii
Lineage: Eukaryota; Fungi; Ascomycota; Saccharomycetes; Saccharomycetales; Saccharomycetaceae
Gene: PMP1
Product: proteolipid ATPase
Exons: 1
Coding region: 1-120 (39 amino acids)
Source: RefSeq, a predicted model, not a curated record